UACUUUUACUUUUAUGAAUACAUAAUUAGUUAUUAAAAUAUUAACUUGAUAAAUUCUUACAGCAAUCAUUUUCAUCAUCUAUUAGUCUCCCCAUUUUCUGUGCGUCUCAUGGAAGCUUGAAACAUUAGCAGACAGAAAAAUUCUCUGUUUUAGUAUUUCUAGCACAUUUGCACUUGAAACCAUCAACAGAGUUGUUGAACGACUUUAGCCGUCUCAGACUGAUAAUAUCCACUGGAGCUCUCCUUCAAUGAACUACUGGUAUUGCUCAAUCAUAACCCAUUUAUGUUUCUACUUAAUAUUUAAUUCUACUAUCUGUGAAUCCAACAAUAUUUCUUCGAACACUUGCUUGGAUAAACUUGUGCUGAAUUGCGGAUCUUCCGGAUCUUCAUCUUUCAACGGAAAGUAUUGGAUUGGUGAUGUAGGCUCAAAGUUCAUUCCUGCAGAUUCUGACAGAACAACUAUUUCUGCUGCUUCAACUCCAAUUAACGAAAAAGUGCCCCAGAUCCCAUACUUAACUGCACGCCUCUGUCGUUUUCGAUUUGCCUAUGCAUUCCCUUUCUCUCCUGGGUACAAAUUCAUCCGCCUUCACUUCUAUCCGGCUUCUUAUUCUGGCCUUGACCGCAAUUCUAAGGCCUCUUUCUCGGUGGUCUCUGGCAAGUACACUCUCCUGAACAACUUUAGCCCUUCUCCAGUGGCUAGUACUUCAAAAUUAGCUUAUUUCACUAAAGAAUUCGUUGUUAACUUGAAGGAGAACCUAUUGAACAUCACUUUUAUCCCAUCUCCUAAAGCUUAUGCUUUUGUCAAUGGAUUAGAAAUUUACAACCUUCCCUCCAAUUUCUACAAUUAUUCUGCUCACAAUGAUCCUGCCUUUGAGAUGCUACACAGAGUGAAUGUCGGGGGAAGUGAGUUCAUUGAAAGUAUUUGGCCGGACGACUCCAGCUACAUUUUGGGCUUCAUGAGUGGUCAGGUCAUUCAUACGCUUGAAGAUACACAGGACUCAUGGAACAUGUCAGAGUAUGCUGUCCCUACACUCCUAUAUGCAUCAGCCAGGACAAUGGACGUCGAUGACGCUAUUAGUAUGACCUACAACCUAACUUGGACAUUCUUUAUUGAUUCGGGUUUCAAAUAUCUUGUCAGGCUUCAUUUUUGUGAGAUCUCUUACGAGGUAACGGGGGUGAAUCAGAGAGUUUUCACAGUUUAUAUUAACAAUAGGACGGUAGAGAAUAGUUUGGAUGUAGUUGCUUUGGCUGGAGCACCAUUAGUUGCAAUUUACAGAGAUUAUAUUGUUAUGGUUCCACAAGGAACAGGAGAGAAGCAGGAUUUGUGGCUAGCUUUGCACCCCAACACAGAAUCAAAACCCAUGUUCAAGAAUGCAAUUCUAAAUGGUGUUGAGAUUAUGAAAUUUAGUGACGCGAAUAACAAUCUUGCACCUUAUUUUCAACCAGAAAUUGGAAUAAGAAAGAAGAAGAUUCUACUUAUUGUUAUUCUUGGAGGCAUUUUAGGCUGUCUCGGUGGGAGUUUUAUUUGUUGCUACUUUGUAUACCGGUGUACAAAAAGGAAAUCUUUCUGUUCCAGAGACCAUAGCCAAAGAAACUCAAAAAGGCCAUUGAUAACACAAUCAGGGAACUGCCGUGAGUUCAAAUUGGUCGAUAUGAGAGUAGCCACCAACAAUUUCAGUGAAGCUCUAGUGAUUGGUGUGGGUGGUUUUGGGAAGGUUUACAAGGGUCUGAUAGAUGGAGGAACCAUCCAAGUAGCCGUCAAGCGCAAACAUUCAGCCUCCCAUCAAGGAUUUCAAGAGUUUCUAACUGAGAUUAAUUUGUUGUCAGCAUUUCGUCACACAAACCUUGUAUCCCUUCUUGGCUUCUGCCAGGAGGACAACGAACUAAUUCUAGUCUAUGAUUACAUGUCCCAUGGCACUCUCCGUGAUUAUCUCUACAAGAAAGACAAUUCACCAUUAUCGUGGAAUCAAAGGCUCAAGAUUUGCAUAGGUGCUGCCCGAGGAUUGCACUAUCUUCACACUGGAACAAAGCAUUCAAUCAUUCAUAGAGACAUCAAGUCCACCAACAUAUUGUUGGAUGAUGAAUGGGUGGCUAAGGUCUCAGAUUUUGGACUGUCGAGAAUAGGCCCGACUACAGCAUCGCGUAGCCAUGUUAAAACUGAGGUGAAGGGUACUUUUGGCUAUCUGGACCCUGUUUAUUAUCGAACUAGAACACUGAGUAAGAAAUCAGAUGUUUACUCUUUCGGUGUGCUGCUGCUAGAAGUGCUUUGUGCAAGACCAGCUAUAGUGGAAGGAGAGGAACAUAAGGUUAGUUUGGCUGAAUGGGCUCUGCAUUAUCAUCAAAGUGGCGCUAUUGAUUUCAUCGUCGAUCCUUUCCUAAGAGGAAAAAUUACUUUUGAGUCUAUGACCAAUUUCGUUGAAAUUGCGGUCAAGUGCUUGGCCGAUCAGCGAGCCCAACGGCCAUUGAUGAGUGAUGUUCUUUACGGUCUGGAGCUGUCAUUGCAAUUACAGGAGAGAGCUGAUGCUGACAAGGAAGUAUAGUAUUACUAAAUGAGUGGUGCAUAAUCAUUCAGAAUAGAUUUGAAAAAUACCGAGUUCCGCGGGUCAAUUGUAAAGUCUUUGGAAAUGGCUAUUACAUUGAACAUCCUUUUUCUUCAGAUUGUUCGAUGAUAUGGGAACUGUAGUUUCAUGAUUUCCAAUGGAAAUUCUUGAUUAGAGGAGCAUGAUGAAUCCAAAGCAAAAGAAAAAUUACAUGGUUUCUUAAGAUUUAGCGUCAUAAUUUGUUUACAAGGUCCAUAUUUCAGUUUAAGGAAGACUUCAGAUUGCUCACUCUUCCUAUUUGUACAUAUAUAAACUCUUUUUAUUCUUGCUGAUACUUUAAUCUAAUGAAGUUGCUUUGAUUUCAAAGAAAA
Ricinus communis (castor bean) is the source of this 2910-nucleotide messenger RNA. RefSeq names its product receptor-like protein kinase FERONIA. Bases 248 to 2539 code for a protein of 763 amino acids. The transcript has a single exon. NCBI's taxonomy places the organism in Eukaryota, Viridiplantae, Streptophyta, Magnoliopsida, Malpighiales, Euphorbiaceae. Gene Ontology annotation, biological process: protein autophosphorylation. Gene Ontology annotation, molecular function: transmembrane receptor protein tyrosine kinase activity; ATP binding. The record is from RefSeq and is a predicted model, not a curated record. Gene Ontology annotation, cellular component: plasmodesma; plasma membrane.